AAAUCAUCAACCGUAGAAUAAAUUGUACUGGUCAAGACUAAAUUCAACGGUCGACAGCGUCGGUAAAAUCGACUGAAAUCUUCUGAGAAUUUUGGUCAUCCGUUAUUCUGCCUCGACUAACUAUAGCAUGUGAUUACUGAACUACACAUGAGAGGGGUUUUAAAGCGAUAACAUUGAUAAGAAGCGAGCAAAAGUAUUUUGAUUUAGAGACAUGCGCUGAACCGUGAAAACCUCCCUUUAAAUACUACUUAAAAUAUACAAAAAAAUAAAUGGAAAUCGUUAAUUUGAAAGAAAUUUAAUCAGAAUUUUACUAAAACAAUGGGAUCAUAUUGUCUCUCGUCCGCAUGACGAGCCCCUACGAGAAAUUGUGCCAUGCAGUGAUGUUUGUGCCGCUCGUUUUCGCCUCUGGUCUGCUGCAAAUCCUGUGAGUGGAUCGCGCUGUAUCGCAGAGUUUGUCAGUCAGGGCAACAAAGUCAUUUAUGAUUUCUAUGGGCCGAUAAAACUGCAGGAAUAUUGUGUUGUAAUGCAUUCGUUUUCUUGUAUGUGAUGCCAUUUCGCGUCGAGAUGAUCGCUAUGUUGCUUUCGAUAAUAAUUCUUCAAGCCAUUUUCACUGGUGCUGUAGCUUCAGAGAAUGGAUCAAGCGUUGAACAUUUUCACCCUUUCUUGUUUUUCAACCAGAAAGACGUUUUUGUUCUCCGCGAACGAGCGCGAUCAACACACGCUGAAAUAGCGCAAAGGAUAUCCUUAGCGACCCAAGAGAUGAUGCAGAAUCCUGAAAGCUUUCUACCGCCAAGAGAUUGGCAAACGUUCUCCAGCGCAUGGAAUGAACGUUACGGGAACGAUCUCACCGCAGUAGCAUUCUAUUGUGUUUUAUACCCUGAAGAUAUCAAGGCAAAAGAGUUAGCGAUCUCAUUCAUGGAGCGGCUUGAUAAUCUUCCAAAUUGGCGAGUGGCCGCUACUUUACGCGACGAUGUUCCAGUAGCACACUCUUUAACCGGCAUGGCGACCGCUUACGACUUUUUGUACGAACAGUUGAACAAUACUCAAAGAAUACGCUUCUUAAAGAAAAUCACUAGCGUGACCAAAGAGCUGUAUGAAAGGUCUUACGACAAAACGCUUUGGUGGGGAUCUGCUUACCUACAAAAUCACGUGGCUACAAACUACAUGGCAAUUUUUACCGGCGCUUUGAUUGCUUUUCGGCAUAAGGAGCUCGAGGCGGAGAAAUGGAUGUCACGCGCUCAUCUAAUGCUGGGUAGAACCCUGGAGCUGUUUAGUUAUGUUGUGGACGGUUCAAUUGAUGAAGGGGUAGCGUACGGUACGUACACGACACGCGCGUUGACCCAGUAUGUUUUCUUUGCCUUACGUCACUUUCGCAUUGACUUAACCCAUAGCCCUUGGUUGAAAGAACACUUUUGGUUUUUGCACUAUACGGUGUUUUCGGGGUUCAGAGAGACUGUGGGUAUUGGUGACUCCAACAGAAAUUGGUACUACGGACCAGAAAGUCAGCUAGUUUUCCUGGACAGCUAUGUGCUAAGGAAUGGUUUGGGCAAUUGGUUGGCAAGAAGGAUCAGAGAACAUAAAGUCAUAAAAGGGUCCCUCGCUCAGGCACAGUCCCACAGAAAUUGCAUGCUUCACACAGAGUUUCUUUUCUACAAUGCGAGUAUCAAAGAGAGAGCUCAACCCAACCCGAGCCUGCCUCGACUGCAUGUGUUUAGUGACUGGGGAGUGGUUACCUAUGGGGGAGGCGUGGAUACCUCCCAUAGCAACAACUCUUGGGAUGAGAGGGAUACAUUUCUUUCCUUUAAAUGCGGCGUGCUUCACGGAAGAGCAAUAAACUCUGUUGUUAGGCGCAAAAACUUUCGUUCAUGGAUAACAGGCUGGAAGAAUUUUAACCCUGGCCACGAGCAUCCCGAUCAAGGAUCCUUCGUUUUUGCGCCAAAUGGAGUGCCGUUCAUAACUGAGACAUUUUACGCCCCCAAAUACACGUGGCUCAAUAAUGCCAUAGUGUUUGGCCCCUCACCCAACUCGGAGUGUUCCAGCCCCUUCGAGGGACAGAUAGGAGAAUGCAGUGGAUGGUUUAAUUACAAGACAAUGGCCGCUUGGAAGGCAGAAGGGGACGUAAUAUCUGCGUCAAGUGAAGGAAACAUGGUUUUUACCAGCGGCGAAAUGAGCCAGUGGUAUAGAGAAGAGUUGGGCUUGCUGAGCGUCUAUCGUAGCUUGAUUAUGUUGACUCCAAGCGUCCUUCUUGUCGUUGAUCACAUCGAACGCAAAUCAGCGGGCCAAGCAUCGAUAAUGAGCGCCUUCUUUCACAAUGUAGACUACUCCUUCAGUCUCGACAUGAACUCCACGGCAGCAACCCAUGCUAGCGUUUCGAUAGACGGACUGUUACACAAGGCAUACUGGUUCAAUCUGGAGAGCGGCGAGGAAAGUCUGGCCCAUGCGAGCCAUUAUUCAACAUCUUAUAAAUCACUGAGAACAAACUACCUCAAUAUAACAACGCCCCUAAACGCGCGGUACACUCGGACCGCGUACCUGUUCCUGGGCCCUGUAAAUUGAAUAGACCUUGUUCCAAAAGUCCUUACUUUGCAUGAUCAUGGAUUAAAGGUGUCGUUAAGAAUCAGUGGUGUUGAUUACGUCGUUUCCAUAGCAACAAAGCAUAACCAGCCUUACGACCGAUACAGUUUCUUGGGUUUUGGUGGAUUUUGCGAGGUUCAGAUAAACGCCAGGAAAACUGUGCGUUUUGGUUUGGAUGUAAUUUCCGCCUCUGAGGAGGAAGUUGUGGCCGAUUCGUCAUGGACUCAGACCAAUGUGCCAAUUAAUUGGAGUUCCCUAGCUUCCUUGUUUCUACCCUUCAGCAUCGCAGGGAUUUUGGUAUUUUUCUAUUUAAAACUUCGGCGCCAGCUACUUGGUCGAACCGCCCUUCAAGUGUUUUUCUGGUGUCUUGGAAUAUCAUGGCUUUUCACAACAUUAGUGAUCAAUUUUAGCUUCUGUACAGGUGAGAGGUGUGAGUGGAUGACCACUACAAAACAAGACACUACAAGCGACAAUUAUACUAGCUUUGAACCAGUGGAAGAUCCGCCUUUUGUAUUGUACACUUCUCUUCCCUUGGCCGGCGCUGAAAUUCUACAACACUUAUUCAAGAAUUCUACGGACUUCAUUGACGUAGAACCUACAAGAAUUGCGCAUAAAUUUUUGGAUCCUUGUUCCAUUUUUUCUCAUUUUCAUCCUUCUCCCGACACGAUGCGGUUGAGAAGUUGGCUCAGAGCUCUUUCUAAAAACCCGAAAGCUGUUUUUCCAGAUUUACCUAAAAGGUAUCACAAGGCUUUACCGUCGGUCCGUUUUACAGACCCUGGCUGGGCAAUGAAGUUUCCAUGGCUGAGGAAAGUCCUGGAGACGAGAUUUCGUGCCAUUGUGGUGGUUAGAGACCCCAGGGGGUGGGUGAACGCCUGGCUUCGAGAAAUAAGUGUGAAUGGUACACUUCGUGAUGCUGUACGUGAAGCUCUUGAUAUGAUCAAGAUCCAAGGCUGCCACGAGAAAAACAUGUCUUAUUUUGCACCUGAAUUCCACGAAAUGCAAGGGGUGCUCCUUCAGCACGAGAACGAAAACGGUAUGGACAAUGUAGCGCUACUCGCCUAUCUGUGGGCCGCGCACAUGAAUGCUGUCCUUCGUGUGAACUCAAAUCUUCUUAAAGAGAGUAUACGCUUUAUUCAUUUGGAAGACCUGAUCCUGAAGCCUCGAAAAACCGCUGAGAGUGUGUUCCGCUUUCUAGGCGUUCCUCUUUCACCAGCUUCUGAGCAUCGUAUUCUAACAGUUGCACACACGGAACAGUUCUCGCUUGGCUCCUCUCGAGAAAUUGUCGGGGCCAAGACCGUGGAGGCUUGGGAGCGAGAGCUGAAAAGUGAAGAUGCUGAACGGAUAAAGGACAUCUGUGGUCCAGUCAUGACAAAACUUCGGUAUGACGCCGUUGAACUGGAUAUAUAAUGCGUAGAAAAAUAAAAGAAUGAAAUAAUGCUGCCGUUCCGUGAAGGAUGUGUGAAACCCAAUUUACACGCAUCUUUAUCGGCCCGCGAAAAAUUGGCGAAAGGAAAUCCGUAAUUCGUAGUUCAAGCAGAGCAGUUUUUUUCUGCAAAAACGUUUUGAAAAGAAAAUGAUAGGUAGUGGAUAGGUUAGUUUGUAUAUUAGUGGGAGCACUGCAGAUGGCAGUUGCUCCUUGUUACUUUUUCGGUAGGUAACAAAUUUACAAACAUCGCGCGAGCUCGAUUCUCAGAAAUUUCCGGAUAGGGUCGGUUUUUAUCCGCCAUAGGGAGUGAUUACACAGCAAAAUUCAGCUAAGCCGGGUUAGAGGGGUUAACAUUCCUCGCCCGGCUUCCGAGAAAAACAUCCUCUUGAAAUGAAAUUGGUGAUUACAUAUCGAGAUUAUAGAGAGAGUUUCAGUCCGGGCUGAAAUUCAGCCCGGGUUAAAAAUUCCAGCCCGUGCUUGAGAAACUGGAUCCCAAUUUUAAAAAAAUGAGAAACACGAGAUAAUGCUCGGGGCUUGUUCAAUUUCUACCUAUAACAGAAAUUUCGUGAAAAACUAUAUUGAGUUGAAUUGAUACAAUAACACAUAAAUCAAUUGAGAUAUACUA
This is a messenger RNA of Orbicella faveolata, 4625 nucleotides long. RefSeq names its product dermatan-sulfate epimerase-like protein. NCBI's taxonomy places the organism in Eukaryota, Metazoa, Cnidaria, Anthozoa, Scleractinia, Merulinidae. The record is from RefSeq and is a predicted model, not a curated record. Gene Ontology annotation, molecular function: sulfotransferase activity; chondroitin-glucuronate 5-epimerase activity.